AUGAACCUAUUAAAGAGCUCCACCUGCCGCAAGGCAACCUUAUCCAUCCGUUCUCAACUGCUCCUCCUCUCCAAACAACGGAAUCUACUCCUUGUUGCCCUCUCACUACUACUUGUCUUCUUUCUUCAUUCUCCCUUCUCCAUACAUGCCAGAGUAUCCUCUACUUCAUCAGCUCUCCGAUUUGAAUCCCAUCAUCAUGAAUUACAUGAAUUAUUAAGAAAAACCCGAGGCUGGCUGAAACAUCCAUUGGAUCAUACCACAACUGCAACUCCCAAUGACCACUACUAUCUUCAAGUGGAUUUUAAAGUCCAUUCGCGCAGCCCUCACAUUUCCUUCCAAAAGAAUCAUAAGGCAAUUCCCUUAUAUAAGGGUCGUGCCAUUGUAUCCAUGACCAGCCCUUCCUCCUCCACUUCGGAACGAAUCCGACUCGUUUCUGUUUCAAGCUUACUCUCAGAGGCUCUAUACUUUGAUUCGCAUAUGAAUUCUUAUGCGAGAGUGCGUUGGGUAGCCACCAAUGAAACUGCAAUGCAGCCUUCCAAUGAGCUGGUCCAUGAGAAGCCACAACAACAACGACAACCCCACAUUUCCACUCUUCCUUCUCCAGUGGAUUUCAACUCUCUUCUCAAAACCAUUCUCGAUUCGAAUCAUUACAUACCUGAACAUGUGCCAAUUUAUGAUGAAGCUGCUGACAGAUUGUGUCCCAUGCAAUAUUUCGAUCGCCAUGUGGUAUUUUUCGAACAUUCUCAUUAUUUGUUAUGCAUGAAGAAGGGAUCAACAAGCGCUUCUGCUCCUCCCUCAUCGACAGUUGGCAGUCAUUUGAGCACGAUUAAUGCAAUGAGAGCCAUGGAUAACUCUCUCAUGAACUUGAGAUAUAUUAUUGGGCAAGAGUUUACUGUUGACAUUUCUGCAAUGUCUUUGCAUCGAGGAGAAGUGAAUGACGAAAAGACAACUGUAAAAACGAGAGGUCAGUCAAACAAUAUUGACAUUAAGAUUUCACCUACACGUGAGAACUUGAUGUCUCUCUUUUCAGAGUCUCCUCUCAUUCAGGAAGAGCUCAAGGAAAUCAUGACGAAACAGCAACGGAGAUCGUCACAAUCCAUUAAGAUCAGCCUGAUUAACAAAAGUCACAUUAGAUCCGAGUUGACAAGUGGACCUCCACUUGAAGACUUGUUCCCAAAAAAACCAGUCCAACUAAUUGAAAAAUCCACUUCAGAGAAGAGAUUAUUACAAUCGGAACAAUAUACCUCUCCUGCAAAAUCAUACUUUUUCCAUCUCGAUUCUAUUGCUUGUUUAUUACCAUGGUUGAAGGACUCCAAGAAGUGUUCUCAACAACAUAACAUGCGAGAGCUCCAUGAGAGAAGGAUUUGUGUAUUUUUACAUGGUGCAGGUCAAUGGCCUACUGACAAGGGAGAACCAAUAGAUUAUGACUUUGAAAAUUAUUGGGGUCCAGUUUCUCAUUACACUCCUCAAUGCUCAGAACGAUGGUUCAUUCGAGAGGAAACCAAAUAUCGUGGGUGGGACAAUAAGGAACUGCAACAAAGUUAUUGUGACAUAUUACUCAUGAAACAAAAACUAAAGCAAGGCGACAUGACCUGGUCGAGUAACAAGGUUGUUAAGAAUGUCAUUAUAUAUGCACACUCGAUGGGCAAUUUAAUAUUAGCAGCAGCUAUUAAGAAUGGAGUUUGUAGCUUGGACAAGACGACUGUUUCGUGGUACGACUUGAUGGGUCCUUUGCGUGGUAGUCCAGCUGCCAACAUGUUGGACACUGUGUGUGCCCAAGACGAUUGGAAUGUGAAACGUAUUUUAGCAUCCAAGGGUGGUUAUUGCAUGUCAGACUCCAUGAAAAUGUAUCCUACCUAUGAAACUCUUCACACCAACUACUCUGGAUUGUCUGAGCUUCAAAAAAUCGCCAAAGAAUAUGUCACUGGCCAGCUCUGUGGCACUAGCAGCUACGGCUUAAACUCGAUGUAUAGUGCUCCACUUGAAUUGCUGAGCAAGCUUGUCAACUAUGGAGAAUUGAAUGAUGGUCUAGUACCCUACAGUUCUUGUGCGGUCGAUAAAGAGGCUCCAUUCUCAGAAUCGUAUGAAGAUACCUUUUACAAAACAGCUGCUAAUCACGUGGAUGGAACGUGCAAAUCGGGUGAUUCAUGGUUUGGUUCAACAAAGCCAUGUUCUUUCUUUAUUAAUAAAACCUAA
This is a messenger RNA of Naegleria lovaniensis, 2196 nucleotides long. RefSeq lists its product as uncharacterized. The transcript has 3 exons. Bases 1 to 2196 code for a protein of 731 amino acids. The record is from RefSeq and is a predicted model, not a curated record. Lineage: Eukaryota; Heterolobosea; Eutetramitea; Acrasida; Naegleriidae.